CGGUCGCCAGGUCGCGCGGCACGUGGAACGCGGGGGAGCGGGUGCAGACGUGCUCCCCGCCUUCUGAGCUCAGGCUUUGCAGCCCUGGCGAAGCUGGGAGGAAACUCGGGCGUGUGACCUUGUCACCCUAGCAGGCGCGACCACGUGGCUUAGGGUCUGGGGACAUGGCCAGAAAGGCUCUCAAGCUUGCUUCCUGGACCAGUGUGGCUCUUGCUGCCUCUGGUGUCUACCUCUACGGGAACAACUACUUGGACCCUAAUGACUUUGGCGCCGUUAGGGUGGGCCGAGCUGUUGCUACGACAGCUGUCAUCAGCUAUGAUUAUCUCACCUCCCUGAGGAGUGUCCCAUAUGGCUCAGAGGAGUAUUUGCAGCGUCGAUCCCAGGUGCACCUCCGCUCUGCCAGACGUCUCUGCGAGCUCUGCUGUGCCAACCGGGGCACCUUCAUCAAGGUGGGCCAGCACCUGGGGGCCCUGGACUACUUGCUGCCGGAGGAGUACACCAGCACGCUGAAGGUGUUGCACAGCCAGGCCCCACAGAGCAGCAUGCAGGAAGUCCAGCAGGUCAUCCGAGAAGACCUCGGCAAGGAGAUCCCUGAUUUGUUCCUGAGCUUCGAUGACACCCCUCUGGGGGCAGCCUCCCUGGCCCAGGUCCAUAAGGCGGUGCUGCAUGAUGGCCGGACAGUGGCUGUGAAGGUCCAGCACCCGAAGGUUCAGGCUCAAAGCUCCAAGGACAUUCUCCUGAUGGAGGUGCUCGUCCUGGCUGUGAAGCAACUCUUCCCAAAUUUCGAAUUCAUGUGGCUGGUGGAUGAAGCCAAGAAGAACCUGCCUCUCGAGUUGGACUUCCUAAAUGAGGGGAAGAAUGCCGAGAAAGUGGCCCACAUGCUCAAGCACUUCGACUUCCUAAAGGUCCCCCAGAUCUACUGGGAGCUGUCCACCAAGAGGGUGCUCCUGAUGGAAUUCGUGGAGGGAGGGCAGGUCAACGACAGGGCCUACAUGGAGAAGAACCAGAUAGACGUGAAUGAGAUUUCCUGCCACCUGGGCAAGAUGUACAGUGAGAUGAUCUUUGUCAACGGUUUCGUGCACUGUGACCCCCACCCAGGCAAUGUGCUAGUGCGGAAGCGUCCAGACACUGGCAAGGCUGAGAUUGUCCUCUUGGACCAUGGGCUUUACCAGGUGCUCACGGAGGAGUUCCGCCUGGACUACUGCCAUCUGUGGCAGUCCCUGAUCUGGACCAACAUGGAGAGGGUGAAGCAGUACAGCCAGCGUCUGGGGGCCGCGGAGCUUUACCCACUGUUUGCCUGUAUGCUGACAGCCCGGUCCUGGGACUCGGUCAAAAGGGGCAUCAGCCAGGCUCCAGCCACCGCCACUGAGGACUCAGAGAUCCGAGGUAAUGCGGCCAGCUACCUGCCUGAGAUCAGCCAGCUCCUUAACCACGUCCCUCGCCAGAUGCUGCUCAUCCUGAAGACCAAUGAUCUACUCCGUAGCAUUGAGACCAGCCUGGGCACCCGAUCCAGUGCUAGUUCCUUCCUCAACAUGUCUCGGUGUUGCAUCAGGGCACUGGCUGAGCACAGGAAGAGAGAUGCCUGUUCGUGCUUCAGAAGGAUCCAGAUAUCUUUCAGCGAGGCCUUUAGCCUCUGGCAGAUCAACCUUCAUGAACUUCUGCUUCGAGUGAAGGGCUCGAGGCUAGCCUGCUGGAUCUCCGCUGUCCUCGGCUGGCUGACUCGGGCUCCACACUGAGUGUGACUGUGAUCCCCUGCUCCUUCCCGGUGUCUUUCCACACCUCAUUUGUUCUUUCAUGCUCUGAGUACCCACUCACCCAUGUCAGCCGAGGGUUGGCCUGUGGUCCCAGGGUGGUCGUCCACGGCACCAUCACACUCUGCCAUUGGAGCCCCCCCCCCACUGUAGCCUUGACUUGGGGCCCUGGACUGUACCGGGGAGUGAGUUAUCUUUCUCUAGGGAGGGGAUAAAGCAACCUUCUUCCCAUCUCCUGUAGGUGCCGUUGGCUUGGUCCUCCCCACUUUCAUGGGGAUUGUCAGAAAGGACCGGCCACAUGUGCCAGAGGGCACGUUUAACUUGGAGGAAAUAAGUAGGUCCUCAGAACUGGCUACGGAACAGACUGUGUUUUUGCCAUAUCACUCCCAAAGGCAUCUCACCUCAGCGAAGGCUGCACGUGAGGGUCAAGUGUACAGCUGUGGGCUCCUGCUGUCAUGGUGACACCUCCAGUGUUGUGUGUUUUGUGUUUCAAUAAACCCUUUCAAGGUUGCA
Peromyscus maniculatus bairdii (prairie deer mouse) is the source of this 2264-nucleotide messenger RNA. RefSeq names its product aarF domain containing kinase 1 (gene Adck1). The record is from RefSeq and is a predicted model, not a curated record. Gene Ontology annotation, cellular component: mitochondrial inner membrane. Gene Ontology annotation, molecular function: ATP binding; protein kinase activity. Gene Ontology annotation, biological process: mitochondrion organization; lipid homeostasis; protein phosphorylation. NCBI's taxonomy places the organism in Eukaryota, Metazoa, Chordata, Mammalia, Rodentia, Cricetidae.